Molecule: messenger RNA, 1549 nt
Organism: Porites evermanni
Lineage: Eukaryota; Metazoa; Cnidaria; Anthozoa; Scleractinia; Poritidae
Source: the annotation of a GenBank genome assembly
UGGGUAGACUUACUGGUGUUUCCUCUAGCAUACCCCCAGGCGCUUGUAAAAUAUUUCUUCGGCAUCUACAUAGGAGACUACAUGGGCUGUGAUUUUCACGCUACAACCAUAACAUUUCUUUUCAUGUCAUCUAUUUUACUAGUUGUUUUAAUGAGCGCGGAUAGGCUUCUAGCUCUCUAUAAACCAUUUUACUACGACAAGCACAUGAUUUACGACAAGGAGAAAAUCAAGGUAGCUUCGAUUGGUUUCGGAUGCUCUCUGUUGACUAUAAGUUUACUUCCAGCUUUCGGAGUAAGCCGUAACGUACUGCAUUUUCCGGGGACAUUUUGUCUGUUUGAAUGGGGCGCCGUUUCCUUUGAAGGACAAACACUGGUCUAUAUCUACAUGUCGACGCUAGCUGCGGCGAUGCUCUUUAUAGUAUUUUGUAACUUAGCUACAGUUAUAAUGGCGAUGAAACUUUUUCAAAGAGGGCCAAGCAAUGCUGCUUCUCGGGUAGACGAGGAGUCAUCGAAGGUGACACAUAUACAACAGAACCGCAGCUCAAGAAAGAUGGAGCUUCAGUUUGCUAAGUUAAGCGGAGCUGUUGCUAUAUCCUUCGUUGGUUGCUGGGGAUUGUUUCUGGUGAGUCAAGCUUUGAUGACAUUGUUGUUUUAUAACUCUUCCGCAAUAACGCGCCACCGAACCUCUGCGGAGGAGGGAGGUUUUUAUUACCUGCGUUGUUUCAAAUUAAAUUGAUGUAAAACAAUCAGAGUACAAUAUUUAUCAUUCAGUUUGGUCAACUUAGUGAAAAUUGCUUCGUUGUGCGACCCUCUUAUUUUGUAUUACGUCCUAUUCUAAUCAGACUUUCAAAUAGCGCCUUAAUCUCAAGUUAGCUGACGCAUUUCCGCCCCAGUUUCGCGAUUUGUGUUUCUCGACGUGUAACCAAAGCUGGGCGACGAAGUUGGCUGGUAAUCAAGCCAAAAAAUUGAAGGGCCAAAAUAGGUCAUUAUUUUCGUAUUAGCUUUUAUUUGGCCUCUUUUUUCAGAGCGAGACUGGAUGCUUUCAUAUGAAAAUAACUUUUCAUUCACACCAUGACGUCAUAAUUACCGAGUGCCAAAACUCUCACUUUCAAAACGAGGCAAAGUGCAAACCUUUCUUAUAAAAAUGAGUUUACAUUAAUACUAGAAAUCAUUUUUAUAUAAAUGGCUUCUCUCUCAGUCUCGCUUUGAAACAGAGUCUUAAGGUAAAUGGCCACGUUGUCGUGUGGAUUGUUGUGCUCCAGGCCUCGUUUUAAUAAAGAGACUUUGAGCAACUUGCUUUCUUGACAGACACGUCAAUAAUCAAACCAGUUUCUAUCUUUUAGCUAAGAGUGACGCUUAUUCAAAUUGGCUACCCGUUCGAUGAAUUCUUCGACUUUACUGCAGUUCGCCUGGCGUCACUUCACACAGUUUUCAACCCAUGGCUCUAUCCAUUGACUCGAAGAAAAUACCGCGAUGCAUUUUGCUACCUGAUCACGUUGUUUGCGUAUUAUGUCACGUGUACACUUGUGAGUAGGCCCAACGCGACUUUA